UGUGUUGACUUCCGGUAUGGACGGUCCGGAUUUUCUGGUUCCUCGGUGACUUGUGGGAGUGGACUGUGUGCCGCGCACGUCCUCCGUGUUUCUGGGCGCAGUUCACCGCCGCGGUGCGCAACUGUUGGUGUGCAAUGAUUGGAAGGCCGACCGCCAACGGCGAAGCGUGUCACGGAGUGAGGAACGGCCUGAAGCCGGAGAGGAACGGCUUGGUGAGGUGUCUCCACUACUGCCAGCCGGCGGAUGAGGUUAAAGAGGCAUUGUGUCAUGGCUACUACAAUAGUCCCUUUGAGGAAUCUUUUGAGGAGACUCCCAUGUUGGUGGCAGUGCUCACCUACAUGGGCUAUGGCAUUCUCACCAUCUUCGGCUACUUCCGUGACUUUCUACGUCACUGGAAGAUUGAAAAAUGCCACAUUGCCAGAGAGAAGGAGGAACAACAGGACUUUGUGCCACUCUACCAGGAUUUUGAGAACUUCUACACCAGAAACCUUUACAUGCGGAUCAGGGACAACUGGAACCGACCCAUAUGCAGUUCCCCGGGGGCUAAAAUGGACCUGCUAGAACGGACGUCUCAUGACUACAACUGGACUUUUGACUACACAGGUCGGAUAAUCCAGGAUGUGAUUAACUUGGGUUCUUAUAAUUACCUUGGGUUUGCUGAGAAUACCGGCCCAUGUGCCAGCGCUGCUGCAGAGGUCACCAUGAAGUACGGCAUCGGAGUUGCAAGCACCAGACAGGAGAUCGGUAACCUGGACAGACAUGAGGAGCUGGAAAAACUAGUGGCCAGGUUCCUAGGUGUGGAAUCAGCAAUGGCCUUUGGAAUGGGUUUUGCCACCAACUCCAUGAACAUACCAGCGCUGAUUGGCAAAGGUUGUCUGAUUCUGAGUGACGAGCUGAACCACGCAUCUCUGGUCCUGGGAGCCAGACUGUCCGGUUCCACUGUCAGAGUCUUCAAACACAACAAUAUGCAGAGUCUUGAGAAACACUUGAGAGAAGCCAUAGUUCACGGCCAGCCAAGGACACACAGACCAUGGAAGAAGAUCCUCAUAUUGGUCGAGGGCAUUUACAGCAUGGAGGGCAGUAUAGUACGGCUGCCAGAAGUGAUCGCCCUAAAGAAACGCUACCGAGCCUACCUUUACCUCGACGAGGCCCACAGCAUCGGGGCCCUGGGACCCAGGGGAAGAGGUGUGGUCGACUACUUUGGCCUAGAUCCCAACGACGUGGAUGUCUUGAUGGGUACCUUUACAAAGAGCUUUGGUGCUGCAGGAGGAUACAUCGCAGGGAAAAGGGAGCUUAUCGAGUACCUGCGCUCCCAUUCCCACAGUGCUGUCUACGCCAUCUCCAUGUCUCCUCCAGUGGUGGAGCAAAUCAUCACUUCUAUGAAGUGCAUCAUGGGAGAGGACGGCACUACAAUAGGCUGUGAACGUGUGCAGCAGCUGGCAGAGAACACAGUCUAUUUCCGAAAGAGACUUCAAGAAAUGGGCUUCAUCAUCUACGGUAAUAAGGAUUCUCCUGUCGUACCCAUGAUGCUCUACAUGCCUGCCAAGAUAGGAGCGUUUGGCAGGGAGAUGUUGAAGAGGAACAUCGGGGUGGUGGUUGUGGGCUUUCCCGCUACUCCCAUCAUUGAGUCUCGUGCACGCUUCUGCAUCUCGGCCGCUCACACUAAACCUGUGCUUGACAGGGCGCUGAGUGUCAUCAGCGAAGUCGGCGAUCUUCUUCAGCUCAAAUAUUCGCGUCACAGAUUACGGCCGUCUUCAGUUCAACCGUUUGACGAUAUUGCAUAUGAAGAUAUUGACGACAACUGAGCC
Thalassophryne amazonica is the source of this 1808-nucleotide messenger RNA. RefSeq names its product serine palmitoyltransferase 2-like. The coding region runs from base 135 to 1805 and encodes 556 amino acids. Gene Ontology annotation, cellular component: serine palmitoyltransferase complex. Lineage: Eukaryota; Metazoa; Chordata; Actinopteri; Batrachoidiformes; Batrachoididae. The record is from RefSeq and is a predicted model, not a curated record. The transcript has 12 exons. Gene Ontology annotation, biological process: sphingosine biosynthetic process; ceramide biosynthetic process. Gene Ontology annotation, molecular function: serine C-palmitoyltransferase activity; pyridoxal phosphate binding.